Molecule: messenger RNA, 2095 nt
Organism: Paramecium sonneborni
Lineage: Eukaryota; Ciliophora; Oligohymenophorea; Peniculida; Parameciidae
Source: the annotation of a GenBank genome assembly
GAUGAAUUUAUUUAAGUCUAAAAAAAAAGAAGAACCAAAGAAGAAACUCACUUUUACCAUCGUAUUUUUAUUAAUUUAGUUUAGGACAAACUAAACAUACUAUUUAUGACAGCUAAAGAAUAUAUUAAUCAUGACAAAUAGAAGAAGACAAAUGAAGCAAUGCAACAAGAAAAUAAAUUAAUUUCUAUGCUUAAAGCUCCUUAGAGAAAUAGAAAAGAUGAAGAGGUUCAAAUAAUCAGAAUUGUCAAUCUCAUUAAUACGAUUGAAGCCUAUGAAAAAGCAAUUAUGUAUAAAAAUUUAAUUUCAUACUCUUAGUCAGAUAGGUAACAUAGAUCAAUUUAAGAGUUAAAUAGUUUCAAGUUAAGGUGAUACUAAUAAAGUUUUACAGUUCAUGCCGUAAUAUUAAUUUUACUACUGUUAGUUAUAUUGCCAGUGUUUGUUACUAUAUUGAAAAUACAGGUGAUAUAAGAGGGGCUGGAGAUCUCAAAGAAAAAAUGAAUGAAUAUUAUGGAUGCGAUAUAGCCAAUACUUUUGAAAGAGCAGUUGAUCCUAAUGCUAAACUAUUAUUUGGUGUUCUAAAUCUCUAAUCUCCAUCUGUUUAAAAAUAUGCAUAAGAUUUUAGCAAAAAAUAUCAAUUUCUUGAUGUUCCUGGAUUAAACUAUUAGUUAUAACAAUCAUAAUAAUCUUUGAAUCCUAAUUAAUAUCCUUAAAAUCCUUUGGGAGGCUCGUCGUAGAAUUUUCCUUAAUAAGGAGGUAGCGGUUAUCCAUAACAAGGAGGUGGAUAUCCAUAAUAAGGAGGUGGUUAUACAUAAUAAAAGGGAGCAUAUCCAUAAUAAGGUGGAAUCUAUCCAUAAUAAGGAGGCUAUCCACAAUAAUAAGGUGGUUAUCCACAAUAAUAAGGUGGUUAUCCAUAAUAAUAAGGAGGAUAUCCUUAAUAAUAAGGAGGAUAUCCUUAAUAAUAAGGAGGAUAUCCUUAAUAAUAAGGAGGAUAUCCAUCAUAAUAAGGAGGUUAUCCAUAAUAAUAAAGUGGUUAUCCAUAAUAAUAAGGAGGUUAUCCAUAACAAGGCAGUAGUUAUCCAUAAUAAGGUGGAGGCUAAGCUUAAUAAAAUAUGGGAUAUCAAUAACAAUAGUAAAUAAAUUAAUCGCAAUAAUAAAGCAAUUACUAAUAUUCUUAAAAUAAUUAAUAAACAAUAUCAUAAAAUAACUGUUUUCCUAAUUACUAAUAGUAAAGCUCUAAUCCUUUUGAGCCAAUAAAUCGAAAUAGUUAAUAAAAUCUUUACCAAAAUAAUCCAAAUCAAUAUUAACCUCAGAUUUCUCAACCUAAAAUUGGAAUGCAAUAAAAGUAAGAUUCGAAUUAUAACUAUCCACAAUAAUAAUAAUAAUCAGUUUACAAUAAGUAAAACGAUCUUUCAUAAUAAUAAUAAUUUGAAGAUCCAUUUGCAAUUUUAAAUUAAAUAAAUAGUUAAAAAAUGGUUGAUUUGCCUCCUGUAAAUUAAAACUCUAUUAAAUAACCUAAUGAUCUAUAAUAACCAAAUAAUAAUUUAAAUUAAUAACCUAAUAAUUUAUUAAAUCAACAACCUAAUAAUUCAUAAAAAUAACAACCUGAUAACUCUUUGAAUUAACAACUUAACAAUCCUUUAAAUUAAAGUAGAGAUGAUGGUUUAUAAAAUUUGAACAAACAAACUUCUAUUAAAGAAAAUGAAAAUGAAAAAUUUAUAUCUCAAAGCCCUUAAAAUUAAAGUAAUUUAUUAUUUACUAAUUAUUAGAUGAUGUUACAAACAUUGGAGGUAACAGAGAUAGUAAAUUUAUUUAGAAUGACUAAAAAUUACAUGGAAGUAAGUUUAGAUAAUAGAUUUAGCAUAAUUGUCAGAUCCUUUGAGUAGUUAGCGAAUAUUUGAAACAACUACAAUAGAUUAGGAUAUGGAAUAUAGCUAGCCAAUUUAUCAAGAAGCAUAACCCUAGGAGAAUAAAAUAAUAAAUCAUGAUUUGAGAUCUUUGGAAAUAUUGCAUAAGUUUAAGAGUGGAUUUGGUUAAUCAAUAGAGGAGUCAUUAAGGCAAUUGUAGAAAGUGUGUUUAAGUAUUUGAGAGAAUUAUG